Messenger RNA from Pseudonaja textilis, 1267 nucleotides. The record is from RefSeq and is a predicted model, not a curated record. Lineage: Eukaryota; Metazoa; Chordata; Lepidosauria; Squamata; Elapidae.
UCGUAAGGAGGAAACUCCAAAGUCGCCCCGCUGCAGUCCUCCUCGGGAGGCUUUGAGUGAAAUGAGUAGCGGGGCUCCCGGGACUUUAAGCGUCAAUAAAACCGCGGAGUCUCCGGUUUCUGGCAGCGGUAAUAAAAGGAGGGAUUCACUGGGGUCCACCUCCUCAUGUCCAAUUUUUAAAGAUGUUGGUGAAAUAUAUUCUCGACUUCUGGACCACAGACCAGUUAUUCAAGGAGAAAUUCGUUAUUUCAUCAAAGAAUUUGAAGAAAAAAGGGGUCUCCGAGAAUUGCGGGUACUUGAAAACUUAAACAACACAAUAUUUGAGGCAAAUGACAAGAUUUUACCAAAAUGCGAAGAAGUAAUGCAUGGAAAUCUAAAUGAAAUAUUAAAGAGAUUACAGGUGGCCAACCAGAUGUUCCAUACAUUGCAGCAAACAGAACAGGAAGAAAGCCAGAUUCAACAUUUUUUACCCUCUUUUCCUCCUCAGCUUCAGACUGAGAAGCUAAGGGCUGCUGAAGCCCAAUGUAUAGCUGACUGGGAGGAAUUCAUGAAGGAACAGCACCGCCUGAAGACAAUGGUCAAUGAAGAGCAUGCAAAAGCUACGGAGCAUCUUAAAGAACAGUAUGCAGCUUUGGAGAAGGACCUCCCAAAACAGGCUCUCUAAGAAACUCUCUUCCGGCAUUUUUCAGCAGUUUUCAAGUUUCAGGAUUUCCAGGACAGUAUUAGAAUUUAGAUAAAAGUAACAGGGACUGAAACCAAGUGCUAAGUUGCAAUUGAAAUAGGUUCCUUGCACUGAGUAAUUGUUUCAAACACACACACACACACACACACACACACACGGUUUGGUAGCAGCAGCAACAGUAUUAUACUAUACUUCAACAAACCAGAUUAAGUGCACAGUUAAAAUCUAUUUACAAAAUGAAUAAUUAAUUACGUAUGUUUUGUUUGAGUCCUUUCAAUGAGCUCUCCUGUUACUUUCCCUGAAGAAUUAGCUUCUGUUGGAGGCAAGGAGGGGUCGUAAUGAUGUGCAGACAUGCAGCAAUGGCCUGACGUGUAGAGUAAUAACUGUAAAAGGCCACAUAACUUGGGAGUAUAAUAGUCUGAAGUCUAUGAAUGAAUUCUUUAUGUUACAAAGGUCAUCAGGAUAAGUUUUAAAAACCUUGAAAAAGAAGUCAUUAUUGCACUGAAAUUUGUUCUGGCUAAAGAGAAUGGGAGGGUAUUAGGUUGGCUGUCUUUGAGGUAUGCAGUUUUCCUAUUAGUGUUUCUG